CGCUGUCUGUGGCCGUACCACUGCAGCAGGGGGGAGGAAGGACGCUACCACGUGUGCGGGAGGGGGAGGCAGGCAACGCUGGGAUGGGAGAGUAGUGAGGCGAUGGCACCCGUGCCAGGGGCCGUCUCUGCCCUGUGCCCGCCUCCCCCUCGCUGCCUUGCCCCAGGUGCAGCUGGGAGCAGGUGGCAGAAACGGUUGGGGCUGAGCGACCACUGUGCUGCUGCUGCUGCUGCUGCUGCCGCCAUGGAAGUGCCCUGGUUGCUGCUGGCCUCUGCUCUGCUCCUGCCCCCUUGUGGGGCCGCCGACCCCCUGCCCACCCUGGCCCCGCCACUGACCAUGGUGGUUUCGGGGCAGCGGCGGCGGCUGGUGGUGUGCGUGGUGAGCGAGCUGCCCGCAAGCUCCGGCCACGCCGUCUGGAUCUCCAGUGGCAACGGCAGCGCUUUGCAGUCCUUUGCCUACGGGGCUUCGCAGGAGGAGGGUGGCACCGUCUGUGCCGUUUCCAUCCUCCCUGACAGUCCCAUGGAGCAGGAGCAGCUGGCGUGCCACGUUGGGCCCAACAGCAGCGCUCCGGCCCAUAGCUCCAGCCCCAUCGCUGUUGCAGGUAUGGACGGGGGCCCUGCCCGGGAGAAGGGCUGUGCCAGCGAGCAGCAGGCGUGUGGCCCUGCGGGUGAAUGUUACCCAGGGGUUUGUGGCAGCCCCCUCCCCGCUGUUCCUCAUCCCGCAGGCAGCGAUGAGGAGGCAGAGCUGUGUCCCAGCACCCCCGCGGAGCCCCGCGCCUGUGCUGCCGUAGCCCUGCUGCUGGCCGCGCGGGUGGUGCUGCUGAAGGCCGCGCUCCUCGACGCCCUGCUCACCGCCUUGCUCCUGGCCCGGCGCUGAGGAACCAGGUCUGGCAGCGAGGAGUGCCCCGGAACGAGGGGCAGACCCACUCUGAAUGAGGGAGUGGGAGCGGAGCGGAGAGAAGCCCGCGGGACGGGGGAACCGAAAUAAGCUCGGGGCACGGCGGAAGGGGCCCGACCGUGCGAUGGGACGGACAAGGACCCUCCGCCGCGAGCCCGCAC
Molecule: messenger RNA, 1058 nt
Organism: Meleagris gallopavo (turkey)
Lineage: Eukaryota; Metazoa; Chordata; Aves; Galliformes; Phasianidae
Source: RefSeq, a predicted model, not a curated record